Molecule: messenger RNA, 1482 nt
Organism: Mycena indigotica
Lineage: Eukaryota; Fungi; Basidiomycota; Agaricomycetes; Agaricales; Mycenaceae
Product: Carboxypeptidase
Exons: 10
Coding region: 1-1482 (493 amino acids)
Biological process (GO): proteolysis
Cellular component (GO): fungal-type vacuole
Molecular function (GO): serine-type carboxypeptidase activity
Source: RefSeq, a predicted model, not a curated record
AUGGUGAAAUCCUUUUCUGAAAAGUUCACCAUGGCCAUCUAUCUCGCGACCCACGCCUUUAUUGCCACCAGCCUUGCUUCGCAAACUGUUCUUCCUCCCCUCGAAGAUAGCUAUGGGUUCACGCCUACUGGAUCGCUCAAUAUGCUCACAGAGGCAACAUUCACCACCCUCCACCAUCCUGCCUUUCCAAGCCACCGAGUGCGGGUCAAAAAGAGUGAUUUUUGCGAUGGAGGCGUUGCCUCGUACACGGGCUAUAUCGACAUCGAGGCCCGCCACCUGUUCUUCUACUUCUUCGAAAGCCGAAACAAUCCAGACACCGACGACAUGAUAUUUUGGACCAAUGGAGGUCCUGCAUGUUCCUCGUCUAUGGGACUUUUCAUGGAGCUCGGUCCCUGCCGGGUCUACAAUGCGGAAAAUGGCACUGUCUAUCACCCCGAAUCGUGGAACUCGAAUGCCAACAUCUUCUUCGUGGACCAGCCUAUCGGUGCUGGUUUUUCUUACGCAGAUUACGGCGAGUCUGUGAGCACCACAGAAGAGGCGGCAAAAGAUGUGGCUGCUUUCAUUGCUAUCUUCUUCGCCCAUUUCAGCAAAUUUCAAGGUAGAGGACUUCACCUUGCUGGGGAGUCGUAUGCCGGCCGUCUUUUGCCUGUCUUCGCUGCCGCUAUCUACGAUCAGAACCAGUAUAUCGUUCAAGCAGGAAUUGCGCCAAUCAACCUCACUUCCCUGAUGAUUGGCAAUGGGAUGACCGAAGCGCCACCGAUUGUAAAAGGGUGGUAUGAGAUGCAAUGUAGCUCAGCUUCUAUACCACCCGUUCAGACCAUUCAGACGUGUGUUACAAUGAAGAGAAAGCUCCCGCGCUGCAUGAGAUGGCUGAAGGAAUCAUGUCAAGAUGUUUUCGACUCGAUCAACUGCUCUGCCGCCAUGGGUUUCUGUAUGGACGCCUUCAUUGCCCCAUAUGUUGCGUUGGGACGCAACCAAUACGACAUUUCGCAGACCUGUGCUGAUUCUAACGGGUUGUGCUACUCUAUCACGGACGAGAUCGUCAAAUACCUCAAUCGUCCCGACAUCCAAAAGGCCCUUGGUGUUGAUCCUUCUCAGAGUCACUUUGAUUCUUGUGCUUGGGAUGUCAUCGCUGCAUUUGGUGGGCUUCAGGGCGACGUCAUGCACGGCUCAACCGCAUAUAUCUCCAACCUUCUCGAAAGAGGCAUCCGUGUUUUGGUCUAUGCUGGAAAUUACGACUUUGCGUGCAAUUGGAUCGGCAACGAGUAUUCGACAACUACGUUGGAAUGGAUAGGGCAGAAAGAGUUCGUAGCCCAGCCGCUGAGAGAGUGGUUGGUAGCCGGGAAACGGGCAGGACUGAUGAGGGCUGCUGGGCCGCUUACUUUCGCAACAAUCGAUGGUGCUGGCCAUAUGGCCCCGUAUGACAAACCGAAGGAGUCAUUGGAGAUGGUUCGCCGUUGGUUGGCAGGCCAGGAACUCUGA